This is a messenger RNA of Aethina tumida (small hive beetle), 926 nucleotides long. RefSeq lists its product as uncharacterized. The record is from RefSeq and is a predicted model, not a curated record. The transcript has 2 exons. Lineage: Eukaryota; Metazoa; Arthropoda; Insecta; Coleoptera; Nitidulidae. The coding region runs from base 112 to 870 and encodes 252 amino acids.
CUUAUAUUGACGUCUAAACUGAUUCACCAUUUUAGUAAAUUACCUGUUGACCAUUCUGCAAGUAUAUAAAGAAAAAUUGUAAUUUUUCUAAUAUUGAAUACAUAUUAAACCAUGUUUAAUAUCUUUGUGGUUCCGUUUGCUUUACUCCUACUUUGCAAUUGGGUCCAUCCAUUAUCACUUCAAAAACGGGCUGUGAAUGAAACUAAUUCAACAACAGAAGAACCUUUAGAUGUGGAAGUGAUAAUUAGACCUUGUCCACCAAUAUGGUUGCCACGAUUUAAAAGAGACGUAAAUUCAACAAAUGGCACAUCUAACACAAACUCCACAGGUUCCUUAAGGCCGGAGAUUAUUAUUUUACCCUGCUUUCCACCACCACCUCCACAUCCAAGACCAUGGUUUCCGUGGCACAGAAUGCAUCCUCCACACCGCUUCGGUGACGACCCGUUUUCAUUUUUAAGAAAAAGAAGGGAAGUAACGGAUUCUAGUACGGAAAAAAAUUCUUUAAACUCGUCAGACAGACCUCAUCACGAUCAUCGUGGUGAACAUGGAAGGCAGCAUUUACAAGGAAGACAAAGAAGAGCUGUAGGUGACGAAUCAAAUUCAACAAGUACUACAGAAACAUCAUCGGUCAAUGCGACAAAAAUUCCGGAACCAACGGAAGUAGUCACUAAUACAACAACUAACACUACUGAAGACACAGUAAUAGUGGUUGAAAUAGAGGACAUAGAAGUGGUUCCGAUAGAAGGCCCUGAUUCGAUAAGUGACUCAUCAGACAACGACUGGCCUCCUCGCGAUAGGGAGGGUUAUCGUCCACGACCGAGAAAACAUCCUUGGCACAAAAGGCGUUUUCCUGAAAAUGAUGGAUUUUAAGAAUAUAAAUAUAUAUUUUCCUAAAAAUAUAUUAUAAUACAAUGUUGCUCAAUUUA